Molecule: messenger RNA, 2178 nt
Organism: Monodelphis domestica (gray short-tailed opossum)
Lineage: Eukaryota; Metazoa; Chordata; Mammalia; Didelphimorphia; Didelphidae
Gene: CD40LG
Product: CD40 ligand
Biological process (GO): immune response
Cellular component (GO): membrane
Molecular function (GO): CD40 receptor binding; tumor necrosis factor receptor binding
Source: RefSeq, a predicted model, not a curated record
CGAAGCCAGUUAAUCUUUGUCAUUUUCCUUGAAACUGACAAACCAAGACCAAUCGAGUCUUGCCAUAGGAAAAUACUGCCAUCGGCUACUAAAGCUUUGAACGUUUCAAGGCACGAAUGAAUAGAUGGAAGAAGCAACUCGUCUCUUCUUUGCCACCCAAGGGGGGGAAAGCCUGGAAGUGAACGAUAUGGGUGCAACUGACCAAAAAAAAAAACCAACCCUUUACGUAACUUUUUUGCUAGGAGAGAACACCACGAAGCACAUUUUCCAGGAAGUGUGGGCUGAGAUGAUUGUGUGCUCUUAACUAAUCCUGAGUAGGGUAGCAAGUAAGCCAGCCUUCUAAUGCUGCUUCGGCAAGCUUCUCUGUCAGAAGAUAGCAGUUCGACUUGACUGAAGCAUGAAUGAACCAUACAGCCCACCUGCUCCUCCAGCCGGGAAUUCGGGCCCUGCGGCCACGAUGAAAAUCGUCGUGUGUUUACUUACUCUCUUCGUUAUUGCGCAGAUUAUUGGGACAGCGUUUUUUGGUGUCUACUUUCACAAGAAGCUCGAUGAGGUACAGAAGGAGAGGUGUCAGCAAGCGAACUCUGUGUUGACGAUACUAAAGGAAUGCAACCAUAAAGACUCCUCCAAGCUGAACUGCCAGGAAAUUGAAGCCUAUUUUCAGAAGCUCCUUCAGCCUAAAGAGAGCCCCACAAAGGAGAUGUUUGAGAAGCAGAAAGGAGAUCAGAAGCAGCUACCAAUUGCGGCUCAUCUGACUAGUAACACCAACAGUAAAUCCACGGCCGUUCUCCAGUGGGCCAGAAAAGGAUAUUACACCAUGAGCGACUCAUUAUCCUAUAGUGAUGGCAAACUGACAGUCCAGAGCUCAGGAUUUUACUAUCUCUAUUCCCAAGUCACCUUUUGUUCCAACCGAGAAGCUUCCAGUCAGGCUCCAUUUAUAGUCAGCCUCCACCUGAAAUCGAGCGAAUCGGAGAGAGUCCUUCUCCGAGCAGCAAAUACCCACACACCCUCUAAACCUUGUGGGCAUCAGUCCAUCCGCCUGGGAGGAACAUUUGACCUGCAACAAGGUGCUUCAGUAUUCAUCAAUGUGACUGAUCCCACCCAAGUGAGUCACGGGCCAGGAUUCACAUAUUUUGGUUUAUUUAAAUUGUGAAAAAAAAUGUAACUUCUCAUUUUGUGGCCAAAGAUGAUGUCAUCAAUCUUCGCCACAUAGAAAAAAGCAGUUCAAAGCAAACCCUUUGGAACUGACUGGGCUUUCCUGGCUUUGACUAUUUAUAUUCCUCGGACUCUCUUUCACCAAAUACUAUUUAUUAUGUGCUCCCACAUUGGCAGGGCUGUCCAUACCAAGGAAUUCCCAGAGCAAAACAGAAACGGUCCCUGCUGUAUAUGGGGCUAUGGCUUAAAACACAUGACAUUGAGGCAGACACCCAGAGAACCCCACAGAAAGAAGGCUGAGUGAGAGUGAGAGGCCAGAGACAGACAGAAAAAGAAAAAGAGAGACAGACACACAGAGAUAUAGAGAACGUGGUGGGGGGAGGAGGGAAAGAAAGACAGGAGAGAGAAAGACAAGAGAAAAGAAAGUCAUGUCUUGGUCUCGAUUAGUACAAACAAGUCCCCUGAAGUGAUUGCACUACUCAAAUUUUCACGGUAUCUUUCCACUGGGCUGCAGCCAAUCACCAUUUUGAUAGAACCCAAAUCCAUGUGACCAUUUGGGGGGAUUCAUGUUCCUACUAAUCAGGACCUGGUUUUGCCAUGUAAUAUCAAACAGUCUUCCAGUGGGCAGUACAUUUAAUUGUCUCCAAAGGUGAGGAGGAGGGAAGGAAGAUUCCAUGCCUCAUAUUCAUUUACAAUCAACUCUUGCUGACUGGCACUAACCCAGAGGAGAAAGCUGACCAGUGUGACCUAUAUCCCCUAUGCCAAUGCUCGGUUCCAGUCAGUUGCUUAUCCCCGUCCAUUCCCACCAAGGAUCCUGGUGGGCAGAGGGAAGCAGCCCCACAACCAGUGAGGUGGCACAGCGGAGUAGAAUAAUCUCUGGGUCCUCUAGAUAAUCCAUUGGGAGUUGACUGUACUUAUGGGAAAUCUACUGUAUCCGGCUAUAGUCUUCACUGUUUCCCAAGUGAACUUGUGAUCAUCUUGUUAUUUAUUUUUUGAGUAAUAAAUAUUACUUAAUGUUGUUAA